Corythoichthys intestinalis (scribbled pipefish) is the source of this 3619-nucleotide messenger RNA. It is a transcript of the gene ctc1, whose product is annotated as CTS telomere maintenance complex component 1. Gene Ontology annotation, molecular function: telomeric repeat DNA binding; single-stranded DNA binding. The transcript has 23 exons. Bases 135 to 3557 code for a protein of 1140 amino acids. The record is from RefSeq and is a predicted model, not a curated record. Gene Ontology annotation, biological process: positive regulation of DNA replication; telomere maintenance via telomere lengthening. NCBI's taxonomy places the organism in Eukaryota, Metazoa, Chordata, Actinopteri, Syngnathiformes, Syngnathidae. Gene Ontology annotation, cellular component: CST complex.
AAGAUGGCCGCGACUCCUACUUCGGCAUCUAGCUUUAAAUAGAUAUAUAGCACAUCAACAGUUGAUAUCCCGGGCGACUCACAGCGCGCGUUCGUUGUGUCUUCAAAAGUCCAAAUGUGGAUUUCAUCGGGGACAUGGACGCCGCGCAAAUCUUCCGGGAUCAAUUUAAUCCACAGGGCGAAGCCGAGGCCAAAUGGUUAGAAGGGUUAUUCCACUUCGUCAGAGAGCAUGUGUGGCCCCUGAUGGUUGGCAGCGACCUCACUUGUCCGACAGACGAUGAAGCGAUCUCUCAGCUGAGCGCGAGUGUGAUAAAAAGGAUACAAGGGACGAUACCCAACUCGCGCAUGCUACCUGUUAGCUACACGUUGACGUGCGUCUCCGAGCUUCUUUCUCACCAGCGGCUUGCCUGCGCCAGUUACCCGUGGCCAGGCACUGAUCGGGAAAGGGCGGCGACCCCGGGGCGUAGGGUUCUCCCACGGGAGCGCCUUCUGCUGAUGGGUCGUUUGACGCACGGCGGCAACGGAGAGUGGAUGCUGACGGACGCCAGCGGCAGUGUCGUGUGCGAGAUUGUGUCCCCUUCACCUCUGUGGAUGGGUCGUCUGGUCUUCCUCCCCCACUGGCACUACUUCCCCCAUAACGCCGUCGGGCAAGAGCCUUCGGAGCCUCGGGGCCACGUGGAGCUGAUCGGCUCUCCCGUUCUGCUCCGUCCCGGUCCUACGCAGCAAAUGUCCGUUGCUCCUGCGGCGGGAGUGAACAGCGAUCCAGUCCCCGUCAAAGAAGCUCUGUCUGUAGUCUACAACAGGGUCCGAGGACAGCUUGUGUCCGUAUGCGGACAGGUGGCUUCCGUCUGCCCCACGCUAACCAUUUCAGGAAUGUCCUUCUUCUUCUUCACGUUGUCAGAGGACUCGCACGUGCUACCCGUUCUGGUCAAGACCAGCAGCAAACUGUGGUGGGCAAAAUGCAUGUCUGUCGGCGAGUGCGUGCGCGUGACAGCAUUGUGCGUGUCCGUGCUUCGAGUGUGGGGCGGAAACAACAUCCUGUGCGCCACCGAUCGCUCGGAAAUGCACAAGAUGCACGAUCGCGAGCCCGUGGAGGAGGCGGCCGAGGAGGAAGCGGAAACAUCACAGCCCGAUUCUGUCCGCAAACGCUCUAGUGUCAUCAGUUACCAGGGAACAGUGACGGAGGUGGUGAGCGCGGGGGCGGGGCUAUUCGUGAUGGACGGGAAGCUGGGACUCUGUCUGGCCUAUCGGCCGGAGAUGAGCCGGAAGCUUCGAGUUGGUGAUGAGCUGUUGCUCCAUCGUGUUCACUUCCUGCACCGGCCCUGUCCUGACUACCCUCCGAACGUGCUUUGCGCCUGUCUUCGCACCACCGUGACAGUCACCAAGUUCAGUUCUGACGCGGCGCCAGCCACCGACCGCAACUGCCCCGACGAUGGCGUGCUGCAGCGAUUGCUGGUGGAGAGGAACCUGGACGUGUCUCGUUACCUGUGGACGUGCCAACUGUGCGCCGGGCUUCAACGCAGCCUGCUUCCCAGCGCGUCACAACAGUGCGUGUGCGUGUUGUCAUGGAAACUGAUGGAAGCGAUGUCCGGUCGAGGGCCGCAAAACAGGCGGAACAUCUACGUUGAGAUGUUGGACGAGCCUCACGCUUGUCCGCUGACACAGUACGGCGGUGACCGGAUGCAGCAUCAGUACACGAACCUGUCAGAGCUCCGCGAGUCCCUCGAAGAGGACUGUUGGGCGUCCUUGUCUCUCAGUUCACUGUUGCCGCCUGGCGGAGGCGGUCUGACUUCAGCCCAGAUGAACGCCGCCCUCUCCUGGUCGAGCAGGAUUUUGACGUCGGACCCCGCCUUCGAGCAGCAAGACGCACAAGCGCUCAGACAGCGCCCUCUGCUGGUGGUAGGCGUGCUAGAGCUGCCUUCAGGCUCAUCCUUCCAUACCCUGCAGCUGAGGGACUGCAAAGGGGCCGUCGCCUGUGUUUUCACGGAAACCAACGAAGAAGACGACACUGACCAGAGCGCCGCCUUUAACACGGCGUGGCUAGGUUGUCUCGUGUGCGUUGAGCAGUUCACCAUGGUAACCGAGCGGUACAUCCAAUCAGAUUUCCCGUCGUACCAACAUCUGGAUCAGCACAAGUUUAUCACAUACAAGAACUGUAGUGUUUACCUGCAGUUUUCCCAAAAGAGCGUCCGCAUUUUGAGUCCAUCCGUUGCCAUGCAAAACCACCUGUGUGAAAAAGGGGCGGAGUCAGAGGAGAAAAUGGAAGUCGCGUCCUGCUCCGUUACCGCGACAACCUGCGUCUCGGUGGUCCUCCGGGUGGAGCAGAAGGAUGGCGUGACGUGGCGGGAGGAGGAGGCGUCGUUCUCGGUUAAAGCAACCGCGAUUGGUCCGUUGGCAACCUGGGGGCGGGACCCCAAGAACGGCCCGAUCAAAGACUUUGAGACAGGAAAUGAAAGCACCGUGACCUUGCUGUGCUCAGGCGUUUCGGCGCGCUGGUUUCCCCUCCUUCAACCAGGUCGCUUUUACCGACUGGUGGGGAUCGGCGUGAAUGACGACGGCGAAUUUCGGUUGAGCCGGGACGUAGCACUACAAGUGUGCCACGACUGGAAGUUCUACACAUUGAGGCGCCGUUUCCAUUCAAGCGCUAACGUAGCGGCGCCGUUCACGAUGUCACAAGUCCUGGACUGCAGGGCAGACGUAGUGUGUUUUCAGGGGUUGGUCACGGAACGGCUCAAUCUGAACGACAAGACGAAGGACGCCGGGAACGAGAACAUUGAUCUACGUCUCACUGUGUGCGAGCAAAGUGGAAGGAGCCUUCACGUCUACUUGAACUUGAACCAAAAGACGUAUCAGCCGGGCCUGCUGCCGGGCAACACGCUACUUUUUUCCGCGUUCCGGAGGAGAGUUUCCAGGUCCGGCCGCGUGUACUGCAGUAACAUCGCGGUCAGCUGGGUGGCGGUAGUGCGGGUUCAAGACAAGAGGUCGGAGGAGCACAUGCCAGCUCCCAUCAUGCAGCUGGCCCUGUGGACGGAUCGCUCCCGUACAGUGGGCCGGGUCAAGGGGCACCUGGUGCGUUUCCUUUUCAUGGAGCUACAAUGGAAAUGCUCCACGUGUGGGCGUGUAUACGCACAGUCAGCUUGCAGCGGUCAGUGUCUCUCCACCUCGGCUUUCUUUGACAGCACCGCCAAAUUGGUCGUGGAGGACGGCACCGGCGAGGCCCACGUGCGCGUGGCGGGGACGCUGGUCCGACAGCUGUUAGGACUGAGCGAUUUGCAGUGGGAGGGGCUUCAACGGGCGCUGAAGGCCAGAGGGACGCUUCAAGUGUACCCCCACGGCCGAAGUCAGGCGUGCGAUGACGACGAUCUCCUUCAUUUCCUGUUGUUGUGCGCGCGAGGCGUCAACGCGCUGUUUCUGACCUGUCGCAGAGAAUUCCAGGGCGAAGAAGGUCCGAGCCAUAUCCAAGUCGACAAUAGAUCUGCUGCGAUUUUGAAUGCGUUUGUCACAAGUAGACAUCCAAUCCAUUUCAAGUCCAUAGUUAUUUUUUUAAUGAUUGAAUAAAUGAAUAGAAUGUGAUUCCUAAUAGUCGCCUUGCAAAAUAAUUGUUUGUGCUUGUUUUUUUA